CUACGUCUUCUCGAAGCAACUUUCCCAGGUCGGUAGAGGUCGCCAUACUUUGUAAAGGAAGUGCCCUUCUUCCUUCCAGUGUCUCCAAAUCACGUCUAAACUAUGGUAGAUUACAGUAAAUGGGAUCAUAUUGAGGUAUGUAUUUAUAGAAUGAGCUUAUUUGGAAUGUUCUUCCUUUAAUGCACCUUCUCAGUUGUAAAUCGUACGUGUUGUUUAGUCUCAAGUAUUGAAAUAAAUUAAGUCGACUGCUUAGAGCUUGUUCUCGUUCCAGCCUUUCUUCAGUUUGUUUUGUUCGUUUUUCUUAGUUUUGUAUUUCAAUUAUAAUUCCUGUAUUAUUUUCGAGCACAAAAUAAUCUUCAGAAUAUUAAAAGCACUCUGAGGUAUGCAAGGCCUUUUGGGGUUUAAAUGGCAAUUACCCAAAUUGCACGAGCAAAAUUGAAAUAUGUGAAGGAUUCUUUCAAUUCUGGUCAAACGACGCUAUCGUGUGAAUGGCCUUUUUUGGGGUGGUAUUUAGACAAGAGAGUGAUCCUUUUGGCAAUCUUUGGUGACAAGGCUGUAAUUUGAAGCAGAAAAUAAAACAAGUUUGAGGACAAUAAUAUUCCGUGUAUAGAACCUGAGAUUUAAAUAAGACAAUCUAUCCGGCGAUUUAGACUUUUCUUUUUGCAUUUAGAACUUCAUACAAAAUGAAUGUUGCUAGAUGCAAAUGAUACAAUUGAAUGAUUCCACCUUUCCAAGUUUUUACUACAAUUGGAUUAGAAAACAUAUACAUGCAGUGUAAGUUAAUUAUGGUUCAGACCACUAUUUGUUGAGGUGAAUAGUGACAGAUACUUACCAAGCUGGAAAUUAGCAAGGUAGGCAAUCACCAGUUCUCUUGCACUGAGGUUAAUAAUUAUAUCAGUAUAUGCUGUAUAGGAACCCCAGAAUUGGUUUAAUUCUGUCAACAUACUGAUUAGUGGUUACAAAUCAAACUUGUGAUUCAUGAUUUUGUCUCUUUGGCUGCUUGGGGGGUGAACUUUACAUUGCACUUGCCAAUUACUGCUGAGGUAAGCAAUAUAGGUGCACAAAAACUACAAUUCACCUGUGUAGUCUAUAUUGAAUUAGAAAAUUUGUUUGAGGUUCCCCUAGUACAGUGGGUGCUGCAAUACAUGAAUUAUUCAUGCCCAAAAUGCUUUGGUGCUCAUGGAAUACAGAGGUCAAAAUAGAUAACUUUAAAGUGGGCUGAACAUUUUAAAAACAAUUAUGUGAUCUCUAAGAGUUAACAGUGAUUUUGGCAUCUGAAGGUUACAAAACUUAAUGGAUGCCAUCCUGAAAAAUAUUUCUACAUGCACGUUUUCUUAAGAAACCACCACAAUUAUAGAACUGUUAUGUUUCAGUAUUAAAAAAUUGGAAAUGUGUGACAUUCCAAUGCUGCCUAAAGGGAAUUAUUUGAUUUAGAAAAAGAUGGUGGCACUCUUUUGUUCCUGUUAACGCUAAGGCCAAUUGACAGAAAAUCCCAUUAACUUUGCCUAAAUAAAUUGAUUUGAAGAGGAGUCAUCUCACCAAAACUCCAUAAGGAGUUUUUGUCUUCUCAAGGUCAAAAAGCUUGUGUUAUGUUUUUAUGAGAAUUAUGUCAACACUGGGAUCACAUUGUGAGUGCCCAUCCAUUAAUAAAAGUAAAACCACCGACAUUCAUAGCAAAUAAAAUGGCCUAUGAUGGAAAAUGAUAGUUUUCCAGUCAUGUUUUCUCCAGUGCGUUUCUGUGGGCAUGUUUUGGUGGUAAGGUGUGGGCUAAAGGGUUGCAGUGAAAAAAUGUCAAAGGUUAUUGAAGUCAAUGAUUCACAUUAGUCAAACUUAUACUGCAUUUAUCAUAACUGUUACACUAACAAUUAAAAAAAAAAAACUUACAGAAGUCAACCUCUUGUUUACCUUUUUGAAAUGGUUUUUGAUUUAAUUUCAGUCUCAUCAUCGCAUCUAAAUGUUAUAUUUUGGUUAUUUUGUGUAUUUUUUAAGGUUAGUGACGAUGAAGAUGACACACACCCUAAUAUUGAUACGCCAAGUCUGUUUAGAUGGCGGCACCAAGCCAGAGUGGAAAGAAUGGAGGAAGCAAAGAAAGAAAGAGAUGCUGUUGAAACAAAGCUUUCAGAGUGAGUGUUUUACCGUGUGAUGUGUAUUUACUUAGGAUAUGUGAGGAAAUAUUUUUAGUUUUGGAUGAUUUUUUCCAAUUUGUUUUUUAAAUGUAAACACAAUCCUCACUUAAUUAGUUAUUAAUUGUGCUGGUCACUUUGAUCCAAUAUACCGAAAGUUCUUUGUCACAGAAAGGAAAACAAACCAAGAAACACAACAUGUACCUAAUUAUUCACAGUGUAGGGUUAAAUAGCUAGGCAGUUUUUAUAAAUUGAAACUUAAAUGUAUUUUUCAUGUAAGAAUGUGUCUGUGGAUAACAUAGUUUACUACAUAACUCUUUAGAACAAUUAUAAACUGAAUUUUGAUAUUAGUAUCAAUUAAUUUGUUUAUCUAUUUUCCAAUUAACCAGGCAUAAAAAGAGGCUUGAACAGGCCAGAGAAAACCUGAAAGCUGCAGAAAAAGCAGAGGACAAAGGAAAAGAAGAGAAAUUUCGUAGAGAAUUGGAGCAUUUGGAGAAAAAGGUUUGAAUUAAACCAGUCCUGUUUUUAACAAUUAAAAAAGGGAAAAAGAAAAUGUCUCAGUCUGUACUUUUAUAUGGAAGCUCAACAUGAUAAAUCCACCAGGGUUAAUCAUUCUGCAAGACCAGUUUGACAUCACUUAACCCUUUAACUCCCAGAUCAAAUUUGUCUUUCUCCUUUUUGUCAACCAUACAAUUCUUAUAAUGUUAGGUCAGAGAAUUUAGUAUUGGAUCAACUAACUAUCCCCAAAUUGACAUUUUUCUUUAUUCUCAUCACUUAUCUGGUUGAUAUUGUAUUGAUAUUAAAAGGAGCAAUUCUGUCUUGGUCACUCAUGAGAGUUAAAGGAUUAAUACCAAGUUAAGAACAUAUUAAUCAGUUUAAGCCUUUUUUGUCCAUAGAACCCUGUUACAUGGUUGUAUUUGUAUGUUUAUAUUUAGCUGAAUUUUGAAAAAUUAUUUCUAGAUGAAAGAACUUAAAAAGGAAGAUGAAGAACUGACCAAGAAAGAAAAGGUGAGCCCUUGAUCAACUGUUUUGUUUGUAGGCAGGUAUUCAUGAAGCUACAGUGAGUUAGGGUUAAGGAUGUGUACCAGAGAUGUUUGACAAAAAGGAUAAUGACAGUUUAUGUGGAAUCAGCCAUGAUAUUUUAUGCCCAGUCCACAUUUGUGCCAACUCUCUUGGUUUACCCAGGAUUCUCUUAAGAAACAGAAUGAAAUUCCAUGGCAAUCACAGUUUGCAAAACAUUCUGCCUUCAAGUAACCAAGGUACGCGUAGCUUUUCAGACAUGGGUUUAGGUUGGUGUCUCAAAAGUCUUGGGAAUUUACCAUUCAUCACCCAGUCCCUAAUUAUUGCUCCCCAACCUCUAACUCCUAAGAUCUGAUUUUUUUAAAUUCUCCAUUCUGGCUGUCACAUGUUUCCUUGUAUUUGAUCUUGGUGACAACUUCUCCCUGAUAAAUUUGGCAAUAAGUAUUCUCAUAACCUGUUUUGCUGAAAAAUGUUUGGAAAUCAUAGGGAGAAGUUACAUGUUAAUUAGUUCUGGGAGUAAAAGGGUUAAGAUUGAUUGUACACUUUAGGUAUCAGUUACAAGUUCAUCUGUAUCAAGUUGUACCCUAUUUAGUGGUCACUCUGUACUAAGCAGUCUGUAUUGAAAGUCCCACAAUUUGUUCCCCUUUUUACUCUAUUUUUCUUUUCUACUAACCCUUUGACCUCCUGAGAGUGAAUAGUGUCUAAUUUCCCUCCCCACCCCCCCCCCCAAAUCACACUUUAAAGUCACAAGAUCAAAGAAAAUGAUCAGUAAUCCAAGAUGCUCUUCAUUGUGAAACAAAUUCUACCUGUCAGUACUUACAUGUCGAAUAGGGUUAAGCGGUCACCUGAUUCAUGGUCAUCCUUUGCUGAGUCCUAACAGCCUGUUUGUAUUGUCUCCCAUCUGUAUUGUACGAUCACUUACUGUAGAGUAAAACCACUCAUUCCCAAGUAAAACUAAGAAUGAUCUUUCAAGUAAAUUUAAUCCAUGUUUAUCUUCCAAAAUCAAUGUUAGUAGUAUUAAUUUUUUGAGGGAGGUGUUGUACAUUAAGUGGUCAAUUAUAGCAUUAAAUGGUAUUUCUUUCAUAUAUUUUAUAGUAUCCCUCUUCUGUAGAACCUGUUUUAAGUGGUAACCCUGUCACUCCUAGUGGGUGCCCACUUGGUGUAGGUCUGAAUUUAUAAUCAAUAUUGGAUAUUACUGUGCUUUCAUGCACAAAUCAAUUAUGUUGAUUUGUUUUGCAGAAAGCUCCAAAGAAUGUGGACACAUUGAGUCAGGCUGGAUUCACCAGAACAGUAAGUUGACAUGAAGAAAAAUUCAUAAAACUGAGGACUCUGUGAUUGUUAAAUGCUUUCAACCAAUUUAUUCCAAGAUAUGGCAGUCUUAAGGGAAUUAACUAUCUAUCUGUUGUUCUUGACCAAGAUUAUCAACGCUCCAAAGAAACAGGAUGAAAAUUUAACAGAAGAGGAAAAGUUAGACAGAUCAGUAAGUGCAGUGUAUAUAACUAGUGGUCUGUGUCUGAACUGUUUUGGUUUUUACGCCCUUAACUUGCAACUUUUAAUUUUUUUUUUGUUGUCAUUCUUCUGAUGUUCACUACAUUUUUCAAAAAUAACACUUUUAAAGACACUUGACUGGCUUGCUAUUUUUAUUGUCUGUGGAAAGUGUUGAAACUUAAGUCAACCACUUUUGGGCUCUUGGAAAACUACAAUACAGUGUUUUUAAAAGCAUUUACUUUGUCUUACUAGUUUUUAGGCCAUAUGUUUUUUUUUUGUUUAGAAUUCAGUCAUGUUUGCCAUGUAAACUCACAGUACAUGUAAUUUUUAAUUGAAAACUUUUCCAGCCUAACCCUUUUACUCCCAACAUCUGAUUGUUAAUCCUCCUUCAUGGCAGCUACAGAUUUCCUUGUAAACUAAUUACUAGUUCAAUCAAGAUUAAAACUUCUACCUGAUAAGUUUGAAUACUCUCAUGACCUGUUUGCUGAAUACAGUAUCGAUUUGAUUGAGAGAAGUCACAUGUUUGUCACUCCUGGGAGUUUAAAGGGUCAAUAUCAUCUCUGUUGAUGUGUUAUCUUCAUUUCCCUCACUAUGUAUGUAUGAAAACCUCAAAUAGCUUGGGAGAAAUUAAAGCCAGUUGUAGCAUGACGGGCAAUGUUGUAAGAGAUGAUAAAUUAAUGAAAUUAGGUAAUAAACAACCAAGGCAUCAGAAGUGACAAUCAUGAUAGCAAAGGCCAACCUAAAGAGAAAUCAGAGCAACACAAAUUUGACAUUUGACAAUUCUUCUCCAGCCCAAUGACUUAUUGGAAUAACUAAACUCAUGGUACAUCAUAACACACACUUGAACUUAUUUUCAUGAUUUUUUCUCCCUUUGUGUGAUUUUUUAGCAAGCCUUUAUGGAUAAGUACAAGAAAGAAAUAGAACAUUUUGGAAUGUUGCAUGAAUAUCAUGACAGUGAAGAUUAUCUUCAGAAAAAUCCCCACCUGGCUUGUGAGGACACUGCCAACUACCUGGCUUUGUGGUGCAUCAACUUGGAAGUUCAAGAGGUAAUAAUAUCAGUGGUCUGUAAGAAGUGUGAUUAUUCAAAUAUUUGUUCAAGUAAUGACAUAAUUACAUUCUGGGUUGAGGCAGUGAUCUGUAUACAUUCUUUGCCACUUACAAUAAGGUUCUACAAUUUUUUUGUCUGAUAUUUUGGUGACCUUGUAUAGUGUACCAUGUACAUGAAAUAUUUCCAUCUAUCGAGAGGAGUAUAUACAUGCCCUGUUGCUUCAUGCCACAGAAACCAUUGCUAAGCCUUGGCAGUAAUUGGCCCUUCAAGAAUCAACCUCCCCACGUACCCCAUGUAUUGUUAAAGACACCUGUACCUAGUGCCAUAGUUUACAAGGAGGAUUUACAGACUCCUGUAUAUCAGCCUGUCUUUUUGUUCAUUAGAAACAUGCCCUGAUGGAGCGAGUUGCUCAUCAGACCAUCAUUAUGCAGUAUAUACUGGAGCUAGCUAAGUCAUUAGAUGCCAGUCCACCAGCCACUAUUCGCAGCUUUUUCACUAAGUAAGUAUUGAAUUUGUUUAUAGACAACUGUUGGACCCAUACCCAUGUGUGCAGUUUAUUGAUUAAAAUCUCUCAAAUUCUGAGUCGCCUGCACUUUCAGAGGAGAUAAAGAUAGAAAAUUUAAAAUCAAGGACUACCCUUUCACUCCUAGGAUCUUAUUUAAAAUUUAUUCUGACUGUCUUCCUUAAUUUUUUUUCCACAUUACUAACAGUAACAUUUUUGUUCCCAUUUAUCUCAAAGGAUGAAGAAAGCAAAAGUAGACUAUAAAGAAUACAUGGACGCAUUUGAGGAUGAACUUAAAUCAUUCUUGCAAAGGGUAAAGGAAAGAGCUCAAGCCCGCAUUGAUAAGGCUAUGAAGGAAGCUGAAGAGGUUAGGCUAUGCAAACUAUGGGCAGAUUGUCUGUGCACACCUGUCUGAUAUUUUAUUUGUAUGGUAAAGAUGUUUGUUACAUGUAGUUGUCACUUAAGAAAAAUAUGUUUAAUUUAGCUCAUUUUCAUUUAUUUUUUUUUUCUAAAAUUGCUCACAGAUGUGCAUCUGUUAGCAGUGUAAAUGUUAAAAAAACAAGUUAUUUUUAGUCUUAAUAAUACAGUGUAAUUUGCAUAUUUAAUUUUGCUUAUAUUAUUACUUUGCAUUUUUGUUUGCUAAUAAACCAAAUUCAUUGAGAAAAAGAGGUUUAGCUAUUAAUAGUCUUGGAUUUGCAAAUUGUCACUGUACCUUCUUAGUGCAAAGAGUUUGGUUGUAGUUUACUUUGCAAAAGGGCAAUGGCACAUUAAUGAACUGGCCAGACAGAAUAAAACAGAAUUUGAACAACACUUAGGUCAUCAUGUUAAGAGAGUUCCUGUUUUUAUUUCAACCAGUUAUGAUUGUUCUUUUUAGGAGGAACGCCAACAGAGACUUGGUCCUGGAGGACUGGAUCCGGUGGAAGUGUUUGAUUCAUUACCCCCAGUAAGUGUAGCCUUGAAUUGUGUUAUGCAGCAUGUGCUGCUUUACAUCACACAGUAGUUAGGGGUCUGAUCAUAAAGGUUCCUCUUUAGCCAUUCUCCAUUGCUACAGUUCUAAUGUUUGAUGUACUCAGGGACUGACCUACUGGCUGACUGACUUACAGACAUGUUUGCUGACCAAUUAAUACAGACAUGACUGAUAUAUAACUGCCUGACUAACUGACAAAGACUUACUGACUACAUAGCUGACUGACACAGACUGACUGUAAAAUGACUAAUCAACCUACUGACUAGCUGAUUGACAGAGCCUCUGAUUUACUGACAGGCUGACUGAUUAACGAACCAAUUUACUGAAUGGGGAUGCAAAUGGACGCAGUACCUGAUUGACAGACUGAUUAAAUUGGACAUUAGCCAACUACACUGUAAUUAACCAGCAAAUGGCAGAUCAACCAAUCUUACUGCCCAAAUACCUGUCUAAUUGAAGUAUAUUUUUUUGCUUGUUUAAAUGGAGAGAAACUGAUUAUACUUUGGGUUCCCUUGCUCACUAACAAAAGAAUAUUUGUGUCUGCUUCAGGAACUUCAGAAAUGCUUUGAAGAAAAAGAUAUCCCCAUGCUACAAGAAGUUCUCGGCAAAAUGCCUGAAGAAGAAGCUAAGAUGUACCUACGACAAUGCAUUGACUCUGGUUUGUGGAUUCCAGAUGCUAAUAAAGCACAAGCUGAGGGACGAGAGGAGGCUGGUGUUACAGAGGAGUCAGAAGAAGAUCAGUAUGACAGUUUGUCAGAAGAUAGUGACAAAUAAAUCCUCAGGGGGCAUCUGUAUGUAAUGUGCUCUGUUUUUAGUGCUUUUAUAGUUAAUGUCCUGGCGUUUGAAGUUUAAAGAGAGAAAAAAAUUUAAAAAAAGGGAAAAAAAAUGUAACAUUUGGUUGUCAUAACUGUACCAUAUCCAAUAUGAGAAAAGCUAGGUCUAAAAACAACUGGUGUCCCAGAAAAAUUUAUUAAAGGACACUUGAGUCUCAGUUCAUGUUGAAUGAAAGAAAGGAGACCUGAGUGAAAACAGCCUUUGUGCCUAUCAUCUACUGCUUGGAAAGUAGAAAACUUGUACAACGUAAACAAACAGAAACUGUAUCAUGAGGCUGUCUUGUCUUUAGCUAACCGCAGAAUUGGUGGCUAGAUGAUUCACCAAUCACCAGAUUGCAGCCACAUUAAUUUCAACAAACUGACAUGUUAUGGUUUUCCUAAAGCUUCUGGAAAUCCUGUUAGAGUUCUGUUGAAAGACCAGGAAACCAGUUUGUGUAUUCUUAAAUGCCCCAGUGAUAAAUAAAGUUCUGAUUGUGCACAGCUAUU
Molecule: messenger RNA, 8464 nt
Organism: Pocillopora meandrina
Lineage: Eukaryota; Metazoa; Cnidaria; Anthozoa; Scleractinia; Pocilloporidae
Source: the annotation of a GenBank genome assembly